Molecule: messenger RNA, 1302 nt
Organism: Drosophila grimshawi
Lineage: Eukaryota; Metazoa; Arthropoda; Insecta; Diptera; Drosophilidae
Product: mucin-5AC
Exons: 5
Source: RefSeq, a predicted model, not a curated record
AUGUUUAUAAAGUGUCAGAUAGGCUUUAUGGCCUUUUGGUUGUUGGCCAUGUUUAUGGGCUCAACAGCUCAUGUCAAUGCCUAUAGGAAGUUUGGACAGGAUUGUCGCGAUAUUACCUGUGCACCCACUGAGAGAUGCAUUCUAUCCAACAUAGCCUGCGAAAAGGAUCAACAGAAUGGCGAACACUGCGGCCUGUACCCCAAAUGUAUGGAGCGUUCGACGAGCGCAGAUCAGCAGUAUGAUCGUUUCACGAUCGACAGCACAGCCAACACUCGUAGUAGCAUCAACGCACCCAUCUCUAGUCCCAUCACCAGCACGAUCCAACUGAACACUAAGUCGGACGACUAUAUGGACACGGACAGUGGCUUUGAAUUCAUUAAUAGCGAUGCAGGCGCCAAUUCAGUUAUCAGUCAUGCCGAUCAGCGGCAGACAAACGUACUGGUCAUUGUGCAGGAUGGCACAUGGCAGCCCAAUCAAAAUCCCAAUCCCAAUCGUAAUCCGAACUUCAAUUACAAUAGGCAGCCUUGGCGACAGCCCUGCAUUGUUAGUCCUUAUUAUCCUUAUGCCUGCAUGCCCGCCUCGAAAUCAGUGCCAGCUUAUGGCAACGCUCGAGGCUCGGGACUUGGAUUCUGGAAGGCGAACUCGUCGUUCGCCUCAAGUGUUCUAUCCUCCACCAGCACCGCUCCCAAUGCUCCCACCGGGUGCAAUUCCAGCACCACUACCACCUCAAAUACAACCACGCCAAGUUCAGCCACGCCAAGUUCAGCCACGCCAAGUUCAGCGACAACAAGCACAGCCACAGUUGAAUCCUUUUCUCUUGGCAACCUUCCCAUCUUCCCAGAUUCUCCAGACUUUAUUGACAUGGACUCAGAGUCAUCAAACGCACUUCAUAAUCUAACCACACGACAAGUACCUAUGCCGGGACCUAGACCUAUGCCUAUGCCAAUGCCAAUGCCUAUGCCAGCACCAAUGCCAGUGCCGAGAUACCAUCCUGUUCCCGUUCCUAGACCCUAUCCAGGACGAGUCUAUUAUCCUCCCUGGCGCAGGCCUGUGCCCAUGCCAAUGCCUAUGCGUCCUCCUUACUAUAUACGUCCUCCGAUUGUCAUUCUGCCAAUUGGCAUGGGGAGUUAUGCUGGCGUGGGCUACAAUACCAAUCAAUAUUAUGGGCCAGGCGGAGCGUAUCCCGCUUAUAAUGCACCACAAUUUACCACUCAGGGACCGAUCUAUGAUUACUACAACAACAACUAUAAUUACAACAAUUACGACAACAAUAAUAAUAAUAAUUAAAAUAAUUAUGGAUAA